Glossina fuscipes is the source of this 212-nucleotide messenger RNA. RefSeq lists its product as uncharacterized. NCBI's taxonomy places the organism in Eukaryota, Metazoa, Arthropoda, Insecta, Diptera, Glossinidae. The record is from RefSeq and is a predicted model, not a curated record. Bases 9 to 212 code for a protein of 67 amino acids. The transcript has 3 exons.
AAGAAAAAAUGCACAAAUUGUUCAUCAUAUUUGCUACUUUGAGUUACUUAAACAUAAUUGCCAUGGCUGGCUUGAUUGAAACACAUCACGUUGUUCAUGAACCAGUGGUGACAAAUGUCGGUACUGUGGUACAUAAUGCUCCAUCAGCCGUGUCCCAUCAAAGUCUUACACAGCGAACAAAUGGACGCAGCAUUGCAAAGGAACCCUGUUAG